Pecten maximus is the source of this 1916-nucleotide messenger RNA. RefSeq names its product programmed cell death protein 7-like. The record is from RefSeq and is a predicted model, not a curated record. Bases 127 to 1896 code for a protein of 589 amino acids. Lineage: Eukaryota; Metazoa; Mollusca; Bivalvia; Pectinida; Pectinidae. The transcript has 9 exons.
UUCUCGUAGUUUCACGCGAGAUCUGUCAUGGCCGACGAAGGAGGUUUAGACCUCGAAUGAACAUGUGUUAGCAUUAAAAACACAACCUUGUGACGUUUUGCAACCAACCAAACACGUGAUUCCAUUAUGCAGGGAAGGUUUCAACACAAUGACAACAGAUUUGGGGCCCCAAAUCAUGUGGCACGACAGCCACAUUUAGGAAAUGAAUUUCAAAAUGCGCCAAGGUUUGGAUUUGGAAACCGGGAACCACCAAGAUUUCCACAAGAUCAGUCUCAGAUUUUUAGUCCUCCUGCCGUCCCAUUUUCAAAUACAAGUCCAGGUAGCCACCCACAACAACGCGCACAAAAUAAUGUUAAUUAUCAUAAUCCACUGUUUAAUCCAAAUACCCCUGUGAUAAACCCACAUAUCCCCCCUCCCCCAAUGAUUGACAAUAUACAAUUUCAAAAUGUGUCCUUUCCUCGUCCUGUCUCCCACAUUCAGCAACAAGCUCCUGUCGGUUUUACUAGGAACGCUUCAGUACAACGCACUGGAAUGCCUAGUGCCUUUCCAAGGAAUGAUGUCCCUGAUUUUCUGAAAAUGCAACAAAGCUGGACUGGCAAUUCAAAAUGGAUACAGUCUGAUGAAGAAAUCAAUCAAGAAAAACAGCAAUCAAAUGCAGAAGUUAUUUUUCCGCCUUCAAACUUUCCCGAGGGCAGAAUGGAGGAGUGCACACAGUUCCCUCCUUAUCAUUUGGAUGACGGGUUCAAAAAUCCGAUUAUGUUUGACUCUCAAAAUUCUGUUGAAAACCAUAUGCAAUUUACAAAGGAUAAUAGAGAACAAAACAAGCCACUUAACAGAACAAAACAAGCAAGUCAGGAAUGGGUUAACAGAUGGUUGGAACAGAUAGGAAAGUCAUCUUCUGAACAUCUAACCAAAUCAUCACCAGUGCCCGAGUGUAGGACUCUGAAAAUCUGUGAAGCCCAAGAGCGAGUCAAACAGAUGGUUUUCCUUUUAGCGAAAUUAAAACAGGAGACAGCAUAUUUAGAGUCACUGACAUAUGACAGUGAUGAAUGGAAAACUCAUGCAGAGAAAGCCAAACAACUUCAGAUUCAAUUGAGACAGCACCAAGAGGUGAUGACGGAUGAAGCCAAGCUGAGUGACUUACAACAGAGAGUUUCCAACAGGAGAAAGAAAAGGCUGAGGCAGAAAGAGGUGAAGAAAGAGCGAUACGAAGACCGGGAAAAACAGAUGACUGAACGAGAGGAGCUACAUAAGAUGAUUGACAACUGGCAGGCCAGAAUUCAAAAGGAAGAAUCAAACAAAAAGCAGGAGAAAGAUCUGAAAGCUGCAGCAGACACUAUUCUCAGUGAGGUCAGGAAGAAAAUUGCUGAUGCUGUCAAAACCAUUGAUCUACUGAAGGGUUUACAAAAACUCCGAAAACUCCGAAAGGACAGGUUGUCUAGACAAGGAAUAACUGUACCCAUUGGUAGUGACACGAAGUUUGAGGAGCAGAUUUCACAGCAAAUCAAGACAAUGCAGUCACAGAAGGAAGUUUAUCUAGCGGAAGAGAAAACCCUUAAGGUAAUGUUAGAGGUGGAACAGGAGGAGACCAAAGAAAAAGAGAGGGAGCUGAUUCUAAAAAUAAAGAAACAGAAGGCAGAGAGGGAAGAGCGAAAGAUGAAUAUCAAAAUGUUUGGACCAAGUGAAGCUAUCCAAGAAGAUGACCCUAUAUUUCCCUAUUUCCAGUAUUAUGAUCAAGCUAACCAGGCCUUUGAGGCUUUUCUUCAGAUAAGAAGAGACUGGGACAUGUUUUUGGUACCAGAUGGGACUCCGGGUGGCAGUAGGAUACCUGAUGGAUUUGUCCUACCCUCAGAACCAUCUAGUGAAGCUUGGGCAACAGCUCUGAAAGAUGAAUAAAAAACAUUCAUAUCAAAUUG